AUGCACUCGCGUCGGCCCGAGACUUUGAAGAUUGACAUCUCAAAGUAUAGGGGGGUCGAAGAAGACUCCCUCUUGAGAUGGUUCGUCGAAUUGGAUGACGCCAUAAGGGCGCGUCGCAUCGACGACGGGGAUAUGCAAGUUGCAUUUGCCCAGUCAAAUCUGGCAGGACGUGCCAAGACUUGGGCACUGGGGCUCAAGCUGCACGACCCAUACGCGUUUGGGUCGUUGGAAGUCUUCAAGUCGCGGCUCAGACAAACGUUUGAACCGCCUAGAGCUGAGUUCAGAGCUCGAACCGAACUCUUGAAGCUCAAGCAGGGUAAGCGUGAUGUGCACGCUUACGCUCAACAUAUACGACAUCUCACGAGUUGUAUAAGUUCCAAUCCGGUGGAUGAACACACGUUGGUUUCGGUGUUCAUGCAGGGUCUUGCGGAUGGUCCCGUCAAGACUCACCUGUUCCGGCUUGAACUAGAUUCACUAGAACAAGCCAUUUCAAUUGCGGAACAGGAAGACUUCAGUCUGAGACAGGCUCGCGCCAGCUCGACAUCAUAUCGUCAACCGGAGACGAUAUGA
Molecule: messenger RNA, 570 nt
Organism: Peronospora matthiolae
Lineage: Eukaryota; Oomycota; Peronosporomycetes; Peronosporales; Peronosporaceae
Source: the annotation of a GenBank genome assembly